CAUUCUUGCCUCCUCAUCUUGGACCGUUGGCUCCUUUGAGCCUAUAGUUGGAGUCCUGAAGGACAGUACAUACAUCAGAAAUGUGGUGUGGCAACCAGAAUAAGUAAGAGCAAAGAAGACUCCCUCCAUUUUCCUUAUGUGACACAACAGCACCAGUAACUAGAACUAGCAAAGUAAUGCUCAAUUCACUAAAAGUUGAAGGGAUGAAAGACUGCAAGAACAGACAGGUGCAAGGCUGCAUUCAUCUUUAAGGAGAUCAGUGUACCUGAGGAUCAGUCAUGCUCAUGUUGCAGGGCUCUUUUUGAAUUGCUUCAGGUAUGAGCACAGGCAUUUUGAGACUUCUGCUCCGUGGCUUUCAACCUCAUCAUUUCUUUCUCUAAAAUGAUUCCUCAAAUCAUAUAAAGCUAACCAUGCAAAGAAGAAAAGAAGAAAUACAUCAUCACCUGACAGAAACCAGUGAAACCUAACUGGCAGCCAGGGACAUGCACAGACAUGGUGAAGUCUAAGCAUGCAGAUAAGCUGUGUUUUGCCCACGCCCAAGUCAGACACGAUACAGCUUCGGAGAGUUUCAGAAGCCAGCCCUGGAUCUCUGACUCCCUUCGAUAAAUCUUUACGAUGUUCCUUGCUAAAGCUUUGCUGAGCGGAGGAAGUGGCAGUGGUCCUGGAGGGAGCCUUGCACGUGGCCUUGGAGGUCUCCUAACAGGAGGUGGUGGACAUGGAGGGAAUAUUGGAGGACUCGUCGGAGGUAUUGUCAAUCUUAUAAGUGAAGCAGCAGCUCAGUAUAAUCCAGAGCCGCCUCCACCUCCUCGCAAUCAUUUUACAAAUGUGGAAGCUUAUGAGAGCGAGGAGAUCAGACAGUUUCGUCGCCUUUUUGCCCAGCUGGCUGGAGAUGACAUGGAAGUGUGUGCCACAGAGCUGAGGGCCAUCCUGAACAAAGUUGUUUCCAGACAUAAAGACUUGAAGACAGAUGGCUUCAGCUUAGACACGUGCCGUAGCAUGGUAGCCGUCAUGGACUGUGACACAAACGGCAAACUGGGCUUUGAAGAGUUUAAGUACCUGUGGAACAACAUCAAGAAAUGGCAGUGUGUAUACAAGCAGUACGCUGAUCAGUCAGGCGCUCUUGGGAGAGCUCAGCUGCCAAACGCCUUGAAGGCUGCAGGGUUCCACCUGAAGGAAGAACUGCGCCAGGUGAUCGUGCGCAGAUACGCCGCCGAGGACGGCACCAUGGACUUCAACAGCUUCAUCAGCUGCCUGGUGCGGCUGGACGGGAUGUUCCGCACCUUCAAGUCCCUGGACCGAGAUGGAAGUGGACAGAUCCAGCUGACCAUUGAGGACUGGCUGCAGCUGACCAUGUAUUCCUGAAGGCAUAGCAGAGAAGAACAAGCUUUGUCUGGAAGCUACACAGGGAAGGCUACAAUCCUGUGCUGUAGAACUCUAGUCUUUUCCUUGUUCUAAGGCAGAUGGAGCUAGUGGUAGAUGGCUCAGCUUCAAGCAUUGUGAUUCCUCUUGUGCAUGCAUUAGUCUGCUUUACUGAAGGGUUUAUGUAAGUUGUCGACUGGACAUAAGCCUGUCUCAGAAAACUAACUCUGGACUUUUAAAGUGAGGGAAUAUAUUGAAAGGAUCAAAGCUUCGCUAUUUCUUUCCAUAAAGUGGCUUGUGUAUGAGUAUAACUAUUAUAUAAAAAGCUCCUAAAUUUGGUGUUGAUGUUGCUGUUCUGAUUUGUCAGCAGUCACUGAGCUUGAAUAAAAGUCUGUUUGCCUGAAGGCAAUCACUGGUAGAGUCAUGUAGUUAUUUCUAACAGGGAAAAACAUUAGAGUUGCAAUAACUGUAAUGACCGGGGAAUUUACAUAAUCAUUUAAUUUCCUUCCUACUGCUGCUUUUCAUGCUUGGCUGCUGAAGCAAAACCUGAGUUGUAUUGUCAGUUCUACCUGCUGGCCAGGGCAAAAUUGAAAGCUUGUCUGAAGCUACUUUUACAACAGUUUUCUCCUUCCUACAAUUCUAGGAACUAGUCUUUUCUCUCUUUCCUUCAAACUUUAGUAUAGUUAUAAUGCAAACAACUUAAAAUACUACAUUAAUAUUUAGAGAAAUUUGCUGUAAUGAUGCAGUGAUAUAGCAGACAGCUAGCCCAAAUCAACCUCUGGCUAUCCAAGUUAAAUUUCAUCAGGGUACAGCAUCCCACUCUGGCUUGUUAUGUAGUUCUGGCUAAGAUGUCAACUUUUGAGAAAAAAAAAUGGAAUAACAUGAACUGUCAAAGGUACAUUUCUUUGAAUUAAGGAUUACACAGUUGAUCAAAACAGCUCUUGCACGAGGCAAAUUUCUCAGCAGGCACUGCUGCUUUAAAUGAAAAUUGUCUGGGGUGACUCAUUGAGAAACACCACACAAUACCUGCAGGGCAUCUGCAUGUUAGUGCAGUAUGUGGUUUGGUUUUGUUUGGAAACUUCCUUAGCUUUGAUUUCUAAAUCUUGCAGUUACACUUAGCAAAUAGUAUUUUCCAGAUUGAUGAUAAGUCCUCCCUGGUCUACUUAGAGAAGCCUUUUACUUGAAACUUAGGAGAAAAUAACUCACAAUUUUUGCCCAGACUUUUUUUCCUCCUGCACUUUGUUUAAUAGCAAGCUGGGUAACAGAAAAAGAUUCAUAUUGGCCCAAGCUGUUAUGAAAGAGGUCACUUCCUUCCUAAUGGCAUUCACCCCACUGCCAGUUAUCCAGUGGAAAAGCACAUAGUGCCAUUUGGGCUCUGAGUAAUAGAAAAGUGAGCACGAGGUAAAGUGUGAUACCUCCAGGUGAGCACCAUCCUACCAGGUUGGUUUCAGAAUUUCCCUUUCUGACUAGUUAGAACUUGCAAGUAGCAACAGGUGAUGGAAAUUUGAGAGUUAUAGCAAUAGCCUCUUACAUGAUGAGCCUGGAUAUGAACACAAGAUCUGCAGUUCCUCCCCAAAUGGUUCCAGUUAGUUUUAGCUUCUCUGUGGUAACCCUGUAAGUGACUGAGGGUUUAUUUACCUAAUAAUUUAUUUACCUGCCAUGAAUGGCAGGCACACACACAACACACUUGAUUUUUCCUGUUGCUUUACAUAGUAGAGAAAAAGGUAUUGAUGCAAUAGUACUUUAUACUGUAUCUGUCUUGCAGUCCUUGUGCAGAUCUAAGUGAAGUAUGCUUAUGACAUUGCAACUUUCUUGUUUUUCUUAGAUUUACUGUAUUAUAUAAAAACACAACAACAAAAUCCUAGUUACUAUAGCAUGCUAUAGAGAAAAGAGUAGCAGGAAACUAGUUUGCUUAAAAAAAAACAAGAGUUGUUAAGGUUACUCUAUGUUUUGAUUAUUUUAUGUAACAUAAAUACAAAUACCUAAAUUCUGAUGUUCCACUUUGCCAUUUAGAGAAUUGGAGCUCAGCUCACGUUACCUCCUUAACAUAUUCUUGGGUACAUAGGCUGCAAACACAGCUACUAGAUGUGUGUAGAAAGACAGUUGCAAGUGCUUUUUUGCUGUGGUGUUACACAAGCACUGCAGGUUUUCCUGUGUUUUCAGUUUAACUCCCAUCCCUUUUGCCGAGUGACAGCCCCAUCAUUUCUCCUUAACCAAAAUGCCAGAGCAUUUGGGAGUUAGCCAGCAUCCCAGGGUUUAGUAAAGCUAGUCACAACAUGAUCUUGCAAGCGUAGUAACUUUAUUUCCUACUAAAAUGGCUGAGUUCUGUGUAUCAAACUGCACUCAGUUUUGAUUAUUGGGUUUUAGCACUUUAAUGAAAGUUAUAUAACCCUUAUUUUGUCAUUUUUCUUGUCGUUUUUCCAUGUACAGCCACAGCUGUGCUAAUUUCUUUCAGAAGUUGUUUUUAAUUAGAUUAUUUUAGUUAAAGUUUACUUCCUUGUUCUUUUCCUGUGAUACAUAUUCUUAACUUUAAAAAUAAAUUUUAAAAAAAUAUUCUAGUCACAUCAAACAAUCCUUUGCUAAGAACACAUUCUACCAAACUGUCCAAAAAUAAUAUUCUAUGGAACUUUGAACAAUUAUUAUUUACACUCUUUCUUCAGUUGUUUUAAAAGUUUAUGUUUGUAAUGUUACACUUUAAAGUUAGAUCUAUUAUCUCUGAAAACUACAAUGUAGCCAAAAUACUUAAAGUCAAGUUCUGCACCACAAUGACAGCAGAUUUGUAAAUAAAACCGCAUUUAUGAGAGAACAUUGUCCUUUUCUAAUGAUUAAAAACUGUCAAAAGUUAUAUCCCUUGGACACACAUGCAAGUAACUUAAAAGUUCAUAUCUUAUUCAUAUCUUUGCUAAAAAGUUUCCUUGAAAUUCAGAGAUUUUUAAAGAUUUUUCAAAGAUUGGUUAGACCAUCAGUAUAAAGAAAAUAACAGUUGUCUGUGCAAAAGACUCUUGCAUUGGUUUUGAAGGCUAAAUAAAAUUGUAUCUUAGCAGUUUUAAAUCCUGUUAAAUGUACAGCUUGAUGAUGAAAAGUUAGUACUGAACACAUUAUUACACAUAUUUUGUUAAUCAAGAACUAUCUUAAAAGCUAAAUUCAAUUACUAAAAUCCCUGUUUCAUAGCACCCAGGAUUUUCAAAGCACUCUACAGAGCAGCGUUAGUAUUCUCCCCGGCACAUUGCGCUGCCAGCAGCAGGAAACCAAGAACAGAAAGGUUAAGGUUGGUAUGCUCAAAUGGGCAUUAGAAGUUGGUAGGAGAGCCAGAAAUAGAAUCCAGAUCUGGCUGUUUGCUACAGAUUUACCCAGGAGACCACCCCUCUCUCACUUGGCUGAAAAAGUUCUGUGCUGUUCUCAGACGUAGGGACUCCACUUUUUAAAAAAAUGUUUUUCCUCUUGAAGUGCACAGUACAUUAUCCACAAAGGGAACUCUGCUUUACACUUCAGUUUGCUUUUAAAACAUUUUUGAUGAAUGCCCUUAUUGUGAAGGUUCCAAAUGAUGAGCUAUGAGUCAUCUCUACUAUGCUGUCAUUAACUGCUCUGUGUCCCACCAUGUAACACUUGUAGAUGGCUUUUCCUCAGACAGAUGUUUCCCAAAACACUCAUGAAACUUUGAGUGUGGUGACAGGAACACUACUGACAUAUGCAUAGAUUUCAACAGGCAUCUGCCAUUUUCCCUAUUUGCAAAUAUAAUGCAGCUUACAUAAAAUUAUUCACAAAUCCCAUCAAAGCAAACUUCAAAUGUUCUGUUGAGGUAGCUUUGUAGUUAUCACAUUGAAAUGUUCAUCCACAUCAAAACCGGAAUUAUCAGAGAAGCUGUUCCAAUGAAUUCCUUGCCUUUCUGGCUUAAAAGGUGGGACAGUUUAUUGGCUUCAAAAUAGCAUGUAGGGCAGUGCAUUCGCUUCAAAGAAAAGUUUAAGAUAGACCAAGUAGAUUUGUUUGUCCUUUCACUGGCAUAUAUGUUAUUGCUGAAGGUUUGAACUCAAAGCAACAGCCUCACUGUUGGCCUGUUUAUUCUGAGAUGUUGCAUUGGUCUCUGAACUUCAGCAAGUGCAAGUGCUACAUGCACUCUUAGAGUUACCUUAAACACAUGUAUUGCAGUUCAUCCUAGAGCCUUCCUGAAGGUCAUACAGUGAAGAAAAACUUUUGAGUUGAUUUCAUGGUUUUUUUGUUUGUAUGUUUAUAAGAUGGAAAUGGAUACCCAAUUUCUAGCUAUUGAAAAUACGUAUAUUGCCACUCCAGCCUUAGUAUUACAUAUUCAGUGAGUUAGUAUUUUUUCCAGGAAGAACAAAUACCUCUGGUGUUGUAAACUGUAUUAGUGCAUGUUGUGUAUUUGAUUUACACAACAGCUUUUAAAGGGAUUUGCAGUAUUAACUAUAACUGC
Molecule: messenger RNA, 5788 nt
Organism: Neopelma chrysocephalum (saffron-crested tyrant-manakin)
Lineage: Eukaryota; Metazoa; Chordata; Aves; Passeriformes; Pipridae
Gene: CAPNS2
Product: calpain small subunit 2
Exons: 1
Coding region: 616-1362 (248 amino acids)
Molecular function (GO): calcium ion binding
Source: RefSeq, a predicted model, not a curated record